This is a messenger RNA of Cetraspora pellucida, 147 nucleotides long. The record is from the annotation of a GenBank genome assembly. Lineage: Eukaryota; Fungi; Glomeromycota; Glomeromycetes; Diversisporales; Gigasporaceae.
GUAACACGCGGAAAUUUUACAGAUGGCCGAGAACCUUUGAACGACUCUGAUGAAGUUGAACAAGGGAGUGAUGCAGAUAGUAAAGAUUGUGUCAUCCAUCGAUGUCACGCUCCUGUUUACAUCAGUGAUGCCGUUGUGGCAUCAUAG